Messenger RNA from Aspergillus calidoustus, 1002 nucleotides. The record is from the annotation of a GenBank genome assembly. NCBI's taxonomy places the organism in Eukaryota, Fungi, Ascomycota, Eurotiomycetes, Eurotiales, Aspergillaceae.
AUGGCCAGCAUAAUCCGGCUCAUCCGGACACAAUAUACGCCUCCGACAGACCCUAAGAUCUCAUUUGCAGGAAAGACUGUCGUCUUGACUGGCGCAACGGCCGGGCUUGGAUUCGAAGCUGCCAUCAAGCUCUUGACUUUGGGGGUUGAGUCCUUGAUCAUCGGCAGCCGAAGCCUGCAAAGAGGCGAAGCAACCAAGGAAGAGCUUGAGCAACGCACAAACAGGCCCGGGGUCGUACAAGUAUGGGAGCUGGAGAUGAGCAGCUUCCAGAGCGUCAAAAAGUUUGCUAGCCGAGUGAAUGAGCUAAAACACCUGGAUGUUGCCCUUCUCAAUGCGGGCCUUUGGAACCGAGAAUACACUGCAUCGCCGGAGGGGUGGGAAGAAACUUUGCAGGUUAAUACGCUAUCGACUUCUUUGCUGGCGCUUUUGGUGCUUCCGAAAUUGAGAAGCUGCUCAUCUGCAUCCGAGCCAACACAUCUGACUGUCGUCUCAAGCCAGCAAUUUGCCCGAGUUCAGGCAAAGAGCCUCCAGACGGAAGGGCCAUUACUAAAACAUCUUAACGAGGCGAAGGCGUUCAGCGGCCCAAAGCAGUAUGGCAUUUCAAAGCUUCUUCUAGAGUAUGUUCUGAAGACGGUAGCUGGUCGUUUGCGAAAUGAGAAUGGGACCGUCCCGGUGAUCAUCAACACCGUUAGCCCUGGGCUCUGCGUGUCAUCCCUUGGACGACAAUAUAAGAGAUUUUACCACCGAUUGGUGGUCUGGGUCAUGUAUAAGCUUUUCGCUCGGACGACCGAGCAAGGGAGCCGGUCACUGGUCAGUGCGACAUACCAGGGUGUGGAAUCGCACGGACGGUGCUGGCGUAGCGAUGGAUAUCUAGACGAAUCGGCGGCGCUCACAACAGGAGUGGAGGGUAAGCAAUUCCAGGCAAAAGCUUGGAAGGAGAUUAUGGAUGUUCUCAAGCAACAAUCGGAGGGUCUUGAAGGUGCAUUGAGAGGACCAGGAUGA